AUGUCCGAUCCGGCGAGUACGUUGAAAGACUGGUGCGACAACGGCAAGUUGUCGUCGGCCACCUUAUCGUCCGAUGGGAGCAGCCUGUCGUUGGAGGGUUCCAGUCUUCCCGGCAAGGAUAUCAUUAGCGUGAGCCACGAUGGACGACAAGCCGAGUACAGUGUGGCAUCCAUCUAUUUGCAGAUUCUGGAUCCGGAUCAAGGUUUGGUCAAGUACCGUGGUGCCUGUAAGAAACAUCAAGUCGGAGAUCCCGUCAAGGCACUCGACAAACCGGUCGUUGUGGGAUACUUUCUAGCGGGCAGUGCGUCUGCUGCUGUUGCGGCUGUUCCUCCACCACCCGCUGAAGAACCGGCCGCUCGAGAACCCGACAAGCCCAGUGGUGAUAGUGCCGUCGCUGGUAGUGCUGACACCUCCAAGACACCCGAUCAUCGCAAAGAAAAGGAAAGUAGUAGUGCUGCUUCGGCCAAAAAGCCUCGUCCCAGUAGUAGUAGCAGCAGCAAGCAUCAUCACGACAAGCACCGCAAACACCACGACAAAAAGCGACCUCCUUCCAAAGACAAACAUGGCGACAAGCGUAAAAAGCACAAACCCAUGGUCACCAACGAACAAUUGUUUUCCAAUCUCAAUGUCGUCGUCGACAAGAGAGCGACCGCCAAGGGAGACGAAAAGGAAAAUUCCGUUCCCGCCGAAGAACUCCCACUUUUAGCAGCACAACAACCGCGAAGUGAAGAAUUCGAAGCCAUUCGCAAGGCAUUGUCGCCCCAAGGAUUCCAAGUCACACCGGAAAUGCUCGAAGCCAGCAAGGAAAUCACCGAAGCACUCACGUCCAAUGAAAUUCCCGUCGGAGAUUCCGCGUCCAUUUUGCGGGCCACUUCGGCCGGGGCUAAUUUAUCCCGCGUCCUCAACAUUUUCCUCGAAACGGUCAAUCCCAAAUUGGCACACAAAAAGGGUGCCAUUACGGCCACACCCAUUAAAAAGAAUGCCAAACCCUACCUUAUUGGCAAGAAACCCAUCAUUCUAUUGCCCAAAGGCAUGACGUGUCCCAUUACCAUUGUCAAUGGAUUCGAUUUCUUUUCCAAUGCCCGCUAUAUUCCCCGCGAUGUCAUGCUCAAGAACAAGGCGCAACAGACCAACAUGAAGAAACUCUGUUUUACUCGGAAAAUGCCCGGCGUCGGAUUGGUCGAAUUUGAAUUGCUCGACAAUCCGCGCAAAUUGCAUUCCAAAGAAGAAUGGGAACGCGUCGUGGCCGUCGUAGUGAUGGGACACAAGUGGCAAUUCAAAGAUUGGCCCGGACGGUAUUCGGAUCCCGUACAGCUGUUUACCAAGUGUUUUGGAUUCUAUAUUGGAAUGGAAGGGGACAAGUUGCCCAAUGAUUUGCUCGGAUGGGCAUGUAAACGGGGCAAAGUGCACCGGGACAAGCGUGGAUUGGAUUCUGUUACGAGUGCCAUGUUUUGGAAUAAUCUCGACGAGUGGAUGAAGAUUCACAAGGCCGAGCUGUUGCCGCAUCCAGAGUAG
Molecule: messenger RNA, 1515 nt
Organism: Seminavis robusta
Lineage: Eukaryota; Bacillariophyta; Bacillariophyceae; Naviculales; Naviculaceae
Source: the annotation of a GenBank genome assembly